UGUCGAUGUUGCCGCUAUCCAUUGAAAAGUUACAUUUUAUUUUAUAAGACGUUUACCGUGUACCACCUUUUCAAAGACUGCUCGAGUCGUCUGGGGGUAAUUACCCCCUAUACCCCCUCCCCCCACGUGGGAGCGCCAGUGAUAAAAAAUGGAAAUCAUCAAAUUAAUUAUUUUAAUUUCGCUGCCGGCAUCAAAUUUGAGCCUGCUAUCUUCGACUCGGAUGUCAAGAAAUCCUUCAAAUUCAAAUCCACGAUAUACUACCCUAUCCCUAACCAUUCCACGGUGUCCCCCAUCGAAUCCUGCGGGACUUCCAGGCCGGGUGAAUCCAUAAAACAAACGCUAUCGCAUGGGCGACUGGUCGCGCGCCGGCGUCUGUAUAAAGCCGGUCGCGCCGGGCAGCAACGUCAGUUGUCGUCAGCUGUUUGCUCGAGUUACGCUGUUUUCAUUCGUUUCCACGGCCAACGCGACCGUCUCGCCGGGUGUCUACUGCCGUUUUCGAUUUCCGAUCGUCUUCAUUUGUCAACGUAAACUGGAAAACAUGGCCACCUACGCCGCUUACAGACACAUCGAAUUGGACAAAGUCGGCUACAGCAAAAAGAGGUGA
Messenger RNA from Acanthoscelides obtectus, 604 nucleotides. The record is from the annotation of a GenBank genome assembly. Lineage: Eukaryota; Metazoa; Arthropoda; Insecta; Coleoptera; Chrysomelidae.